Porites lobata is the source of this 2927-nucleotide messenger RNA. The record is from the annotation of a GenBank genome assembly. Lineage: Eukaryota; Metazoa; Cnidaria; Anthozoa; Scleractinia; Poritidae.
AUGGCUUUGUGCACUGUAACGAGGAACAUAAAGUUUCAAGGGAGAGCAUUAUCGACACUAUGGCGGGCAAGAUGGUUCGGAAACUCUUCUUUCAAUAAAGAAGUUCAACUGUACCUGAGAUCGGACGCGCACACGAUCUACAAAGCGGCCCUCAGUGCCGUAAGUCCGCAGGAAAUGGUGAAAAAUAACCUCAAAUUUCACCAAGGCGUCCUUUCCAUUGAGGAACGCGAGUAUGCCAUUGAUAAAAACAUCUCUGUGGUGGCUUUUGGUAAAGCUGUGUUAGGGAUGGCUAAGGCGGUUGAGGACAUCCUCGGGGAUCAUAUCAGUCAAGGCGUGGCCAGUAUUCCUUUAGGCCUGCCAGAUGCGAUAAAGGUAUUGGUCAUGGUAGAUUGUAAACUUUGAAAUAAGCAGAAGUAUUGACCACUACAGAAAAUACCAUAAUGUUCUUUGUUUGUUACCCUAAAAUUCUGCAUAAGUAUUGUCUUCAGUUUCUCUUUGGAGUUAAAAUUGCCCCAAAAGAGAAACUGAAAACAAUGCUUAUGCAAAAUUUUCAGGUGACGAACAAAGGGCAUUAUGAUAUGUUAUGGUAUUUUGCUGGAAUGGUCAGUUAGAAUCCCACAGCCUGUGCGCAGACAUGUCCUGUGCAGAUGCUUGGGUAGCCUGUGAAUACAGGCCGCAUCUCAUUGCCUCCCUCUUGCUGUUGGGGCCUUUUUCAAGAGAGAUGUCUGCAUUUUGGCUGUAAAAAAUUCGAUACCAAUAAUUGUGGAAAUCUGUCCAGAGUCUGGUUAGGAGGUCUGGUUUGUUUAAAAAUACAUAACUUCUUUCCAUUCUUUUGAAACAUUUUUAUUGGAGUAUCUUUCAGGGUCGGCCAGGGGGGUGAGUGGUAUACCAGUAUACCCGAAAAAAAUUCGCCAAAAUACACAAAAAUACCCACAAUUCAUCCAAAUAUACCCAAAAUUAUACCUAGGUAUACUUUAUACCUGAAAUUCAAGUAAAGCCGAUAUACCGAAUACCUGUAUUUAAGCUGCAAUAUACCGUAUACCCGAUUUAAAAAGCCCCUGUAUACCGUAUACCCAAAAACCCUGGCCGACCCUGAUCUUUGCUCGACACUUUGCUAUCUCCCAUUGUUGUUUAUCUACAAGAAAUUCUACUCUGCUCUUAUUGGCUGAGUAGUUUUUUUGCAUGAAAGAUAAAUCCAUAAAUCCGGUGAAGGGUGUAAUAUAUAAAUAAAAACCCAGGCCAAUUCACUGAAAGGGUCUUCCUCUGGCUACAGAUACAAACUUUGUUUCAUGAGAGGUGAAUCAUCCCUGCCCCCUCCUCAACUUCCAAUUAAAGUUAGUAAAUCUCUCUCUACCAGUGAUUUAAUGCCAAAGUGCACAAAAUUGUGCAAGGUAUGCUUAAGAAUUCUCAAAAAGGAACCAGAGUCUUGUGGUUAUUAUAUUUUAUCCCUAGGAAGUUGAAAAAAUAUUUCAAGUAUUUUGUUGUUGUUUUAUCGGUACCCUCAUACUGUAUUUGUGCAUUUGUCUGUUCAUUUGCAGGCCUCUAGGAACAGAGAACUGAUUGAUAGCACAAUUCUAAGUAAGAACAGUCCUAUCACAGCUAUAGAAGGAGCAAGGAACAACCUGCCAGAUGAGAAGGCUCAGUAUGCCGCAAGCAGGAUAAAGGAAGUUGCAGAGAGUGUUCGGGGUGAUGACGUUCUCCUUGUGCUUAUUUCAGGGGGUGGGUCUGCAUUGCUUCCAUAUCCAGUCCCAGGGAUUACACUAGAAGAAAAAUUGCAAACAAUUAAAGCAGUGGCUUCAAGUGGUGGCACUAUUCAAGAGCUGAACACUGUCAGAAAGAAUCUCUCUGACCUUAAAGGAGGAAAGCUUGCCAAGGCAGCAUACCCUGCUAAGGUGUGUACACCCAUGGAAUAAGGUUAACCUGAAUGUAACUUAACUUAUUGACCUGUAACAUCUGUUUUAGUGGGGUUUCCAUUUUAUAGACUGAGGUGUCUGUUGAGAGAGAGAGUUAACUGUGUUACAAAAAGGUUUUAAAAGUAACAUUUUUUUCUCUCUGUUGUAUAGGUAGUGACCCUGAUCUUGUCGGAUGUGAUUGGCGAUCCUCUAGAUAUAAUAGCCAGUGGCCCAACAGUUCCCAACUAUUCCACACCCGCAAACUGCCUGGAAAUAUUCAGAAAGCUGAAUGCGGAGAAAAUGAUUCCCGAUAUAGUUAUACAGUAUCUGCAGCAAGCAGAGAAAGAUCAACAAAAAAGGGGCCAAGUUGAUCCUGUAAAUUUUCCACAUGUCCAGAAUGUUCUUGUGGGGAGCAACAGGUUUGCUGUGAAUGCAGCAGUGAAAAAAGCUGAAAGUAUCGGGUAUGCCCCAGUUGUGGUGUCAACAGAAUUAAGUGGGGAAGCAAGAGAUGUUGGCCAUAUGUAUUCUGAUCUUGCUUACUUUGCCUGGAAUGGAAGCCUGCCUCAGCUCUCACCUGUAACUAAAGAUGUCUUGACAGAUGAUCUCUUCAACAAGAUUAUCAUUGCAAGGAACGCCAAGAAACCAGUAUGCAUCAUUGGGGCUGGUGAAACUACUGUGACAUUGAAAGGAAAAGGAACCGGUGGCCGCAGCCAAGAAAUGGCACUUGCAGUAGCUAUAGAUAUCAAUGAAAACUUCAAUCAGUUUCCAUUAGGUAAAAAUCCAGGUGGUCUUGUUCUACUUAGUGCAGGCACUGAUGGGCAGGAUGGUCCUACUCCGGCAGCUGGGGCAGUUGCAGGCCCUUUCCAAGUGCUGGACGCCAUGAAUGAAGGGCUGAAUCCUAAAGAAUUCCUCCGAAAUAAUGACUCUUUUACAUUUUACUCCUCAUUUCAGAAUGGGCGGGAUCAUGUUGUCACUGGUCUGACAGGAACCAAUGUAAUGGACAUCCAGGUUUUACUUGUAUCUCCAUCUUUUUAA